UUGAAAUACACAUGCAGAGCACGAUGUCGGCCGGGUGGGGAGGGGCCGUGCGGGAAGAGAAGGAAAAGGAAGUUUCUGCUAAACGGAGCCUUGUGCCGGCACUCGCCGCCUGCGGCGCCCACGCAGCCGGUCCGGAGCCCGAUUCCCCGGGAAGUUCGGUCUGGCACAUUGGUUUAUUCUGUGACUUCCAGAGAAGCUCCUGCAUUCCUGAGGAAGAAAAACUGUGCCAAGUGCCACAAUGAGAAUGGACUGACCCUCAAGAGAGCUCAUCUGAGUUUUGAUGGGGAAGCAAAAGAGACUCCUCUGAACAUCCAAGAGCACAACAUCCAAGAUACUGUGGCCAGGUUUAUAAAGAAAGAUGAAGUGCUGAUUGUGGAGGUCCUGCCUUUCAGAGAGGCAACAGAUAUUGAAUUCAAGGAAUGCAGUGCAAAGAGUAGCUUGUUAAUACAUCAGAAAAAAAGCCUUCCUAAAUACAUCUCUGCCUUUACAAAAACUGAGGGUGGAUAUUUAUUUUUUGGUGUGGAUGACAACACUAAAGUCACUGGGACCCACAGUAACAUUAAGAAAGUAGCCUUAGAACAAACAGUAGCUGAUGCUGUCAGCUCAAUGUGUGCCCAUCACUUCUGUGGCUCUGGGGCUGGCGUGCAGAUCCAGAUGCACAUCCUGGGUGUUUAUGACCAAGCAGGCUGUUCACAGGGCUAUGCCUGUGCUAUGCACAUUGAGCUGUCCUGCUGCUCUGUGUCAGAUGGUGACCCUCAAUCCUGGAUGGUGCUGAGCACUGUCAGGGAGGAGAGU
This is a messenger RNA of Motacilla alba alba, 795 nucleotides long. RefSeq names its product schlafen family member 12-like. The record is from RefSeq and is a predicted model, not a curated record. The annotation marks the transcript as partial. The transcript has 2 exons. Lineage: Eukaryota; Metazoa; Chordata; Aves; Passeriformes; Motacillidae.